This is a messenger RNA of Oreochromis aureus, 1208 nucleotides long. Its product is annotated as C-type mannose receptor 2-like. Bases 26 to 1162 code for a protein of 378 amino acids. The transcript has 4 exons. The record is from RefSeq and is a predicted model, not a curated record. Lineage: Eukaryota; Metazoa; Chordata; Actinopteri; Cichliformes; Cichlidae.
CUGCUGGAUUCAUUGUUUCCUCCAAAUGAAAGAAAAGUCAUUUUCAUGUGACAGAGCGACGAUGCAGUGGAGUCUGUUUCUGCUUCUUCUGAUGGGUCAGUGUGUCUUCAUCACAUGUCACCUGUAUGAGUACCACUUUAUUAAAGAACAGAUGAGCUGGGAUGAAGCACGGGCAUACUGCAGAGAGAACUACACAGACCUGGCCAAAGUGUUUGACCUGACAGACAUGAGAAGACUUCAAGACUCUGCACAGAAUCAAACAGAAGCCUGGAUUGGACUGUACAGCGAGCCAGGAAGAGACAACAGGAGGUGGCACUGGUCUCUGCCGGGGGAGGAAUACACUGAAAAUAAGACCUGUUGGAGAGAUGGAGAGCCAAAUGAUCAACCAUAUCCCGAGAACUGUGUGAUGACAGUAGACAAGUGGACAGAUGUUCCAUGUACUAACACGCAUCAGUUCAUCUGCUAUAACGAUACAAUGAAAGUCAACAAAACCUUUCAUUUGAUUAAGACGUCUGUGACCUGGACUCAGGCUCAGAGCUACUGCAGACAGCAUCACACCGACCUGGCCAGUGGACUCAAUCAGAUAUACAGUGAAGAGUUUAAGAAGCUGCAGAACUCUAAAGAACUGUGGAUCGGCCUGUUCAGAGACAGCUGGAGGUGGUCAGAUGGGAGUAACUUCUCUUUCAGAUACUGGGACAUGGACUCAUUUAAUGAUGGACUAAACAACAGGAAAUGUGCUACGACUGUGUUAGAGAGAUCAGGAAGAUGGAGCUCUGCUGGAUGUGACCAAAGAAAGCCUUUCUUCUGCUAUGAUGAUAACAUGAUCCUGAUCCAUGAAGAGAAAACCUGGGAGGAAGCCCUUUAUUACUGCAGAGAGAAACACCAUGACCUGGCUUCCAUUACAAACCGCCAGGAGCAGGCGUGGCUUCAGGAAAAGGCCAAAAAUGCCUCCACUACUUUUGUCUGGCUUGGGCUGCGCUACACCUGCACUCUGGGCUUCUGGUUCUGGGUCACUGAUGACGUCAUUGGAUAUAAUAACUGGGACUCUAAGAGGAAAGUCGAUGUCUGUGGCAUGUCUGGAGCCAUGGACACAGCAGGAGAGCAGAAGUGGGUCAGUAAGCCUGAUGAUAAUAAGUUUAAUUUCUUCUGUUCUAAACAUUAAAAGCACUGUAAACAGCACCAACAGCUUCUUAUCUCCUCAGCUGGUU